GGCACCGACACCCCGACUCCCGCUGUCCCCGCUCAGCAUCAACCCCGGCAAUGAUGGCGUGCCCCCUGGAGCAGGCGCUGGCCGUGAUGGUCUCCACCUUCCACAAAUACUCGGGGAAGGAGGGGGACAAAUUCAAGCUGAGCAAAGCGGAGCUGAAGGAGCUGCUCAGCAGGGAGCUGCCCGCUUUCGGCACCAAGCAGAUGGAUGAGGGGGAGUUCCGGCGCCUGAUGAACGACCUGGACCACGACAAGGACAGCGAGGUGGACUUCAAGGAGUACGCCUGCUUCCUGGCCUGCGUGGCCAUGGGGUACAACGAGUUCUUCCGCGAUGCCCAACGGCCCCGCAAGAAGUGAACCCGCGCAGCGCUGCGCAAUAAAGUCCUCCCAGCGCCUCA
Molecule: messenger RNA, 394 nt
Organism: Gallus gallus (chicken)
Lineage: Eukaryota; Metazoa; Chordata; Aves; Galliformes; Phasianidae
Gene: S100A4
Product: S100 calcium binding protein A4
Exons: 3
Coding region: 51-353 (100 amino acids)
Cellular component (GO): cytoplasm
Molecular function (GO): transition metal ion binding; calcium ion binding
Source: RefSeq, a predicted model, not a curated record